ACUAACAGUUUUAUAAAGAUUUUUAUUUGAGUUGGUGCUGGGAGCACAUAAAAUCAUUGAAGACACAAAAGGAAGGGAGGCAAGAAGAUAUAAGCAGGCAGUCAUGAAAGGAAAUAAUUGUUUAUUGGGGUAAAUUAAGUUGCCAAAGUAACCGGAAAUAUAAAGAAGGAAAAACUAAAAGGGUGGUGGACAAGGUGGAUAAACAAAAAUCUAUAUAAAUUUAGUAACUGAAAAGGUGUCCGGAGUAACGUUUAAAUAUUUAUUGCUACAGUUUGCUUAAAUUUAAAAAUUUAAUUUAAAACAAAAGUUUAAAAAAAUGGGUAAAAAAGGUAAAGGCAACAAAUUGGCUAAAAUGUCAGAGGAGGAAAGGGCUCGUUAUCUACAACUGAGAGCCGACAUAGAGGAAGAAGCUCGAAGACGUAAAAUGCAAUUGAUAUCCAUGUAUAUGAAGAAUAAACUCAAACGUGAAGAGGCUUUUUGUCGUCUCAAUAUGGCGAAAAUCAAUCAAGAAUGGCGUUCUAUUUUACGUCAAGUCAAGUGUCAAGAGCUGCGUAAAGAAAUCAUUGAAAUGGAAAAAUAUUGCAAAAAUAUGAUGGAUCAUAAAGAUAAUGUCAUUAGAAGACUGCUCAAUGAUUUGGAAGUGGCUCACAGUCAACAUGAUAAUAUGUCGCAGGCUCACAUGGAAAUGGUGCAACAUUUUAUAAAUAUACAACAACAACGUUUGGAAUUCUUUCGCGAUAAUUAUGAAUCGGAAAAGCAAUUAAUGUUGCAAGAAUUUCAAGAUGAUCACAACAAGCUAAAGGAGUUAAGUACUGAUGCUCGGGAGCAUUUGGAAUGCGUUUACUAUCAGUUGGAGGCGAAAAACGACAGCCAAAAGAAUGAGGCUCAUGAAAAGUUUUUAGGGCAAUUGGAUGAUAUUAAAGCUGAAAUGCAAUUGCGCAUUGAGGAAAUCACAGAAAAAGGUGAAAAGAAAUUGGAAAGGCUAUGGCAUGAAUAUCAGCUCGCUUUAGCCGAUUAUGUUAAUCACACCGAGGGCUUCUAUGCCGACUAUAUGGAUCUUAAGGAACGUGAUGAAGAGUAUACCAAUCAAACACGUGAUUAUUGUUAUGAAAUCGAAAAAGCUAGUAAUCAAUUAGCCAGUUUAAAAUUAACACUGGCCGAUGCUGAAGAUAAAAGUGAAGUUCGUCUAAAACAUUUAAAACUUAUGAAGGAACAUUUAAGUAAUAAGCUGAAUGAGGUUAAGGAACGUGUAGACAGGGAAAUGCAUGACAAUGCGGAGAAAUUUAAGUUAACUAGUGUGGAAAGCUAUAAGGCUGUAAAGUAUUUUAAGACCUUGUGUGACAAAGGAAAUACUAUUUUACAAUUGGCUGAAGUUUGUCGAAAAUUUGAAACCGAAAAGGAAAAGAUUUUACCUUUGGGCCUGCCACCUUUAACAAAAGUAAUGUUUGCAGAUCAGGAUGACGGAGAACUGGACCUUCAAGAAAUGCAAGAGCAGCCGGCAAAGGUGAAUUAA
Messenger RNA from Lucilia cuprina (Australian sheep blowfly), 1513 nucleotides. RefSeq names its product dynein regulatory complex subunit 2. Gene Ontology annotation, biological process: regulation of cilium movement; axonemal dynein complex assembly; cilium-dependent cell motility. The record is from RefSeq and is a predicted model, not a curated record. Bases 317 to 1513 code for a protein of 398 amino acids. The transcript has 5 exons. Gene Ontology annotation, cellular component: axoneme; axonemal dynein complex. NCBI's taxonomy places the organism in Eukaryota, Metazoa, Arthropoda, Insecta, Diptera, Calliphoridae.